Diuraphis noxia (Russian wheat aphid) is the source of this 378-nucleotide messenger RNA. RefSeq lists its product as uncharacterized. The record is from RefSeq and is a predicted model, not a curated record. NCBI's taxonomy places the organism in Eukaryota, Metazoa, Arthropoda, Insecta, Hemiptera, Aphididae.
CCCUUAAGGCGACCUAUGGACAAUGCGCCUUUGCACGAAGUAUACAAAAAUGUAAUUAAUAAAGACUCGUUUACUAUUUUAGCCUCGAUGUUAGCUAAUGAAAACAAUGAUUGCAGUAAAACAACAGCUGAAAAUCAGAAAAUUAAGCUUACAGAUAACAUUAUAAAAUCUGUUAACGAUGAUAACGAAAACAUUCAAAAAUUAAAUAAACCAUUAAAUUUUGAGAAAACUAAUGAAAUUAACUCCGAAGAAAUUAAUGAAAAUGCUAAAUYUUUAAAUGUUACACAAAAUGAUACAAAUAAAAUAAAAAUUACUUCAAAUAAAAAUACACGGUCGCUGAAGAAGAAAGUUAAACAACGUAAUAAAAUUAUGUCUAUC